AUGGAAGAAGAUGGUUCAAUCGAAGGAAACGAAGAAAGUCUGAAGCGAGAGAGGCUAGCCUUCCUUGAUCUUCUUCUGCGAAUGCAACAUACCAACCAGCUAAGUGAUGAAGAUAUCAGGGAAGAAGUUGACACAUUCAUGUUCGAAGGACAUGACACAACUUCCAGUGGAAUCGGUUUUACUGUGUGGUGGCUCGGACAGUCACCUGAAUCUCAAAAGAAGGUUCACGAAGAGCUUGAUAGUGUCUUUGGUAAGCAUGAGAUGCUAUAG
Cooperia oncophora is the source of this 270-nucleotide messenger RNA. The record is from the annotation of a GenBank genome assembly. NCBI's taxonomy places the organism in Eukaryota, Metazoa, Nematoda, Chromadorea, Rhabditida, Trichostrongylidae.